Messenger RNA from Jaculus jaculus (lesser Egyptian jerboa), 6090 nucleotides. RefSeq names its product Ral GEF with PH domain and SH3 binding motif 1 (gene Ralgps1). Gene Ontology annotation, biological process: Ras protein signal transduction; positive regulation of GTPase activity. The transcript has 20 exons. Lineage: Eukaryota; Metazoa; Chordata; Mammalia; Rodentia; Dipodidae. The record is from RefSeq and is a predicted model, not a curated record. Gene Ontology annotation, cellular component: plasma membrane. Gene Ontology annotation, molecular function: guanyl-nucleotide exchange factor activity. Bases 188 to 1942 code for a protein of 584 amino acids.
CUGGCCUCUGAGCGAAGGCGCCGCUGCCGCUGGGUUACUCCCAGGGCCAUGAGGAGGCGGCGGCAGCCACCGCGGCCCGCGUCAAGGUGACCGGCCGGGACUGCGGAGGCAGCAAGAGCGUCGGACUCCUCAGGCAGGUUAUGUCACCGGCAGAGGCUGCGUUGAAGCUCCCUGUGGCCUGGAGACUAUGUACAAGAAGAAUGGUCUGAUGGCUAGCGUGUUGGUCACCUCCGCCACUCCACAGGGCAGCAGCAGCUCAGACUCUCUGGAGGGCCAGAGCUGCGACUAUGCCAGCAAGAGCUAUGAUGCGGUCGUUUUUGAUGUGUUGAAAGUGACUCCCGAGGAGUUUGCCAGCCAGAUCACCCUGAUGGACAUCCCUGUGUUUAAAGCCAUCCAGCCAGAGGAACUAGCCAGCUGUGGGUGGAGUAAGAAGGAGAAACAUAGUCUUGCCCCUAACGUUGUGGCCUUUACCCGGAGGUUCAACCAGGUCAGUUUUUGGGUUGUACGAGAAAUUCUGACAGCACAGACUUUAAAAAUAAGGGCAGAAAUCCUGAGCCAUUUUGUGAAAAUAGCCAAGAAACUUCUAGAACUCAACAACCUUCAUUCUCUCAUGUCUGUGGUGUCAGCAUUACAAAGUGCUCCCAUCUUCAGGCUGACAAAAACCUGGGCUCUUUUGAAUCGCAAAGACAAGACCACCUUUGAGAAAUUGGACUACCUGAUGUCCAAAGAAGAUAAUUAUAAGCGGACUCGGGAGUACAUCCGGAGCCUGAAGAUGGCGCCCAGCAUCCCCUAUCUAGGGAUCUAUCUUCUGGAUUUAAUCUACAUUGAUUCUGCAUAUCCUGCCUCAGGCAGCAUCAUGGAAAACGAACAAAGAUCUAAUCAGAUGAACAAUAUUCUCCGAAUCAUCGCAGAUUUACAAGUUUCCUGCAGCUAUGAUCACCUCGCCACCCUGCCCCAUGUGCAGAAGUACCUGAAAUCCGUCCGUUACAUCGAGGAGCUACAGAAGUUUGUGGAGGAUGAUAACUACAAGCUGUCACUCAGAAUUGAACCAGGAAGCAGCUCUCCAAGACUAGUCUCUUCCAAGGAAGAUCUUGCAGGCCCCUCCACAGGCUCCAGCUCAGCAAGGUUCCGCCGGAGGCCCACCUGUCCUGAUACAUCUGUGGCCGGCAGCCUCCCCACCCCACCAGUGCCCAGACACAGGAAGAGCCACAGCCUGGGCAACAAUAUGAUGUGUCAGUUGAGUGUAGUUGAGAGUAAAAGUGCGACAUUCCCAUCGGAGAAAGCCAGGCACCUUCUGGACGACAGUGUCCUAGAGUCCCGCAGCCCCCGCAGGGGCCUCGCCCUCACCUCCUCUGCUGUCACCAAUGGACUCUCCCUAGGCAGUAGUGAGAGCUCAGAGUUUAGUGAAGAGAUGUCUGCAGGGCUGGAAAGCAGGGGACGUCUCUAUGCCACACUGGGGCCCAACUGGCGGGUUCCAGUUAGGAAUUCUCCCAGAACCAGAAGCUGUGUCUACAGCCCCACAAGCCCAUGCACCUGCACCGUGGGGAGCUCAGCUACUAUGCCCACCAUGGAGGGGCCUCUAAGAAGGAAAACCCUGCUCAAAGAAGGCCGGAAGCCUGCGCUGUCCUCGUGGACCAGGUACUGGGUCGUACUCUCAGGAUCCACCCUUCUGUACUACGGAGCCAAGUCCUUGCGCGGCACAGACAGAAAGCAUUAUAAAUCCACACCCGGCAAGAAGGUCUCCAUCAUGGGCUGGAUGGUGCAGCUGCCUGACGACCCUGAGCACCCAGAUAUCUUCCAGCUGAAUAACCCUGACAAAGGCAAUGUUUACAAGUUCCAGACUGGUUCUCGAUUUCAUGCAAUACUGUGGCACAAGCAUUUGGAUGAUGCAUGUAAAAGCAACAGGCCUCAGGUACCUGCCAACCUUAUGUCAUUUGAGUAAGUCUCUACAGGAGUUGGUGUGACUGCAAAGGCUUCUGGGAGCCUGGACUGGGCCUGGUGGAGAAAGGCAGCCCUGAGCAUAGGCUAUGGGCCAGGACACUAAGGAGCCUCACAACUAGAUUCAAGAGACACCGCCUGCAGCCUCAGAGUCUCUGAGGGCUUCCCCAGUGUGGGAUCCACCUGUCACCCCAGCGACUCUCAUGACUCAUUCCGCAGCACCACCUUGCAGGGUGGUGGUCAGACGCCAAACUGCACAGCCCGCACUGUCUCUCUGGACCAUUUGUCUAUCCACCAGCUGCUUCUGCGACUAGGGAGCAUUUGACCCAUGUUGGGUUCUUCGUGCUUUCUGCUGCACACACAGAGUGGACGGCACUUAUCUGCGAGAAGGCCAGAGAGCAGGGACAGGCUGAGGGACAGGCCUGUUACACCCCAAGGACACAGGCCGCUCGCCUACAGGGCUGCCUCAGAUUUUGUACACCCCCAAAGCAUCCUCUGCGUGUAUGUGCUGUACAUGUGUGUGUGCAAGCGUGAACUCUGAGAAAUAUGCAUUUUGGCACAAGACUUGUGACAUCACACAUUUCAUUUGCUUUGAGGCCCUGCUCAAACCUUUAGUUAUAGCCUUGUCCUCCAAGAAAAGCCUAAGCGGAGUCUAGAAACCCCGUGUUAAGGGUCCCUGUGUUCCUUUACUGUAAACAAACAAUGCCUUAAAUUGUGUCUUGUUUUCUUUUCCUAUGGGUGCUAUUCAUCUGGAAGGCCUGUUCCCUGAGCCCCAGGCCCUCCUGAGUCUUACUGCUGAAGUCCCUCCUGAGGUGGGUCCCAGCUCAGGACUGGCCGGCUUGCUUCCUCCCAUGUGCUCUCCUAGCAAGGCCUGGGGCUCUUCUUAUCUCACCCGCUUCCACUGAGCCCACUUGGGAAGUUGUGGCAUUUUCUCCCAGUAGCUCAGAGUCCACUGUGUCCACAGACCUCCCCCACCAGGCAGAGCUUUGCUCCCAUCAUCCCACCCCUUGACCUCCACUGCCAGGGCAGGCUUCCCAGGACUCUGGGUCACACAGGGAGCUAAGUGACAGGAAGUCUUAAGCUCCUUCAGUCUUACUGUCAAAAGCAGUCACCAGCAAGUUCUCCAUCUGAGUCUAAGGGCCCAGUUAUUGAUGACCAGGUGAUAAGAUAGCCAAGCCCUGGGGAGUGGAUGGUCCAAACUCUGCUUUCAGUUACAAGCAUUUCCGACGAACAUACUGUGAGGGAUUUUCAUUUUGCACAGAGAUAUUUCUAUCCAAAUUGUUCUUUAUCAUCAUAGCUACUCUUUCUCCCUCUCCUCUCCCUCCUUGAAUUUGAGCAUCCUAGCCUGGAGAAGAAAACCCUCAGUUUUCUUGAAAGAGGCUAAAUUUCUGGGUUCUUGUCAGAACCACACUAACCAGUCAUCAAACUACCCCAGGGUUUCUUGGCAAGAAGAUUCAGUCAUCUUAACUGCUGAACUGUAAUAGGUCAAUGUUUCAAGCACCAAAGGACCCACCACUGUAUCCUGAGCAAAUGGUGACACUUCUCUAAAGAUGUGAAGGACUUGGUGGAGCAAGUGGUGGUCACCAGGAUGGUACUUUUUGGUUGAGCCUUACUAUGUUCAGAAAUCAAUUUUCCGGUGGAGUAGGCACUGGAUACUUUCAUGCCAAGAGAAACUCCAGAUGGUAAAGUCAGUACCAUCAAACCUUGACCACAGCUGCCUUGCACAUUCACCCAGACCAGGGGUUCUGUUGUGUAUACCCGAUUCUACAAGCAAUUCUUCCAAUUGGCAUUGAGAGGCUGAGUGACAAUGCCAACACUGCAGCCAGCCUCAACCAGAACCAUGCCAUGGUCACACUUUCACCUUCUAAGAGUCAAACACUUGGAUGAAAUGCAGGACUGGAACAUCAGCUCGUGUUUCCCUUGGGUUUCUCCAUUCGUCAGACUAUCCCAUGUUCUCACACAUGAAAUAUUAAAUGCCAAAAGCUCCAGGAUUUCAUACCCCAGUAAAUCAGAUCUUGUUCUGCCCUUUAUACAUUUUUCUUACCCCGUACAAGUAUUUUCUUUUGAGCUUAAUUUGAAAGAACACAAUCUCUGUUCUUGUCAAAGUGUCAAAUCUUCUCACUACUUGAGACUGAGUUCACCUCCUCUCUCAGAAGGCACUGGACUCUUGGAGAAACUGCUUGGACUUUUUAGCAACAGCAUUGUCAGACUUGUGAGAAAAAGCCUUGAAUGUAGCAGGAGACCUGAACGGAGAUGGAGUUGAAAGAAACUCAACUCCCAAGCAGGAGUUUAGGCCAGAUACGUGAGGUCAAUGCUGGUGGUCUUCCCAGUGCCUGCCUGCCUGCCCCGCAGGCUGCAGGGGAGGAGACCUGCAGGCUUGGCAGUUAAGGCCAUGCAUAAGCCACGGAGGCAGAAGGCUUUCAGUGAUUCUCACCCUGGAGUGUUUUUCUUCUUAACUGUCCACAGUGCAUAAGGAUUUGUAAAACCAUUGAAGGUGUUAUGUCUUGCAUGAAGGUACUGUAAUUUUAUUUAAGCAAACAGAAGGUGGUACCCCAAAGUCAAAGCUGUAGAAUGCUUUCUCCAAACUGGAGACUGGAUUUGGCAGAGACAUUGCACUAAAUGUGCCAGUAAAAAGAGUGUGGCCACCUCCCCUCCCCUAACCAGACACCAGAACACUUGAUGAAAUUGCCAAGGAAAGAACCUAUCCUGUCUUGCCAACCAAUCACUAGGGCAUUUCUUUUUCUUACAGAAAUGGCCAGGAGUUCUUUCAUCAUCUUAUUUUCACUUCCUAAGCCCAAGAAAGGUGUACCUUUUUAGAAUGCCAUUUCAUGGCUGGAAAACAGCCCAUAAUAUCAGAGGCUGAUUGCAAGCCAAGCCUGCCAGUGGGUUCCAGAGCUCAGCAGCCACCACAUGAACAUUGCCAAAAGAAUAGCUUCUCUUCUCUGUGACCCCCACAAGUGACUUUAACCAGCUCUAUGCCAUUUGUUGAAAAAAGAAAACACUACAUGAAUCCCUUUGAAAUAAUAGAUUCAUUGCAUAAGCAUCAUUUAGUCAUUCAUUCAUUCAUUCAUUCACGUCUGUAACAAGUGCUUCCCAUGUGCCAGGCUUAAACCAGGAUGUAAAUGGCCAGAAACAAGACAAAUCCAAUUUCUGUCCUUGUGGAACUGACCACUCAAUGAACAAAUAAUUCCCCAUCUCACCCCAACCCUUAAGCAAGAUCCUGCCUCAUCCAUAGCCCUGGAUACCAAUCCUAUGUGAAGGUUCUUCCAGAAAGUCUUCAAGAGGCCCCAAUAGACUGAAUGGGCUUGCUGUGUGAAUCAGUUACAUUGGUAAUUGGUGGGAGUCACUGCACUGAAGGCUGGCUGGCUCUGAGCAAUCAGGCACAGAGGAGCUGUGUUCAGAAUAGUGUAGGGAGGACUCCAAAGGCAGCAUAAGAGAGUAGGGUCAGAAUGCUCACAGUAUUUACUUCACAGGCUUUUUGUCUUUAACUUCAGUGUUAAAUUUAAAUACAGUAUGAGCUGCAUGUUCUUGGGAGGUGAGAACUUGUACCUUGGACUUUAGUCCACCUUGUAACCCUCUGCUGCACAAGCGUGUAUACCAUGGGCAGCCCUAAAUCCCUGUGUAAGCAGCAAGGUGGAUAGAUCACCUAUCCAUUUUGUAACCAUCAGUCUAUUCAUUUCUGAAUGACCAUUCAGUAGUGAAAUAAUAAUAAAUUUAUUAGUAUGGUAUAACCUUUAAUAAAUUUUGUGCCAAAAUGCAUGGUUUUCCACUUAGCAUUCAAAAUGUUGCAUAGAGAAUAGUUUUCAAUUUCUUAUGUAUCCUAAGUAAGUUGAGAAUCAAUUUCUACAUUUUAGUUCAUUUCUUGUUAAAUCUGUUGCAUUCUCCCAGGCUGUCUUUUUUUUCCAGAAGACCCUGCAUGCAGUUGUAUAAGGACUUUCUCUAAUACUUGUGAAUUGUCUCACUCGCAGUAACCACUGAACAUCAGCCCUCCGUGGGAUUCUUUAGAUUUUUGGUGAAGUAUUUUGUUACCUCAGUCUUGUACCAAGUUGCUGUAUUUUUCAGCUUGUUACACUGAUAAUUGUUUCACUAAUUAAAUACUUUAAUGUACAGACAUCUUUGUUUACUUUGAAAUUAAAUGUGUUUUCCAAUGAA